GAAGGACCCGCGACGGCCCCCCCCAUUCGCCCAAACCCGCAUUGCUGCCGCCCGUCAGCCUUCUUUCUAUAUUUGGCCUUCACUUCCCUCGGCCUGGACUCCGACUUUGUCUCUUCAUCAUGACUUCCCUGUAACUCCAUCCUUCAACCGCAGUCAUGAAUAUGCGGCAUAUCAUCACCACUCGUUAGAUCCGCAAUCGUGAUCAUCGCUCCGUCCUCUCAGUCUUCACACUCAAUCCAGAUUAGCACCACCACAACAGAUCGUCUGGUGUCUGUCGCACACGAACACCGCAAUGUCGUAUACAGUCCCCUCCACGGUCUCAUUAUCCACAUACGGAUGGGAGCCCACUCCCACGCCCUCCCACCAAUCCUACAUCCCGCCCCCCGUGUCGCAAGAAGAACAGACCGACGAAGAGACCGUGAGCGCAUUGUGGAGAUUCCUCGCGGCGUGUUCGUCGCAUCUCGUGCUAGUGGGAUUCCUCGUCAUGCCCAUGGCAUUUGGACUCGAAACCACAAAUUCGCACAUCGACAAGGUAUCCACAACCAUCGCCGCCUCCGUCCUAAUAGCGAUCGGAUACACCCUCUCCCUCAUGCUUGUCUGUUUCCAGCAUCAAGAACAGCCAUAUCUUCUCCAUUCUCUUUUCCUACCAUGCAUAACAACCAACCUCCUCUCCCUCCUCAACCUCCUCCUCCACAUCUUCACCCGCAACCUCCUCCCCCUCGGCUCCCUCGAAACCGCCAGCCUGAGUCUCCCCGCCGUCUUCACCAUCCUCUACGCCAUGGGCGCGCUCUGGACCUCCGUCACCGUCACCAUCGAGCCCGCGGGCGUCCGUGACCGCGACCACGCAAGCCCGCUCCUCACCGAGGAGGAAAUGCAGCGUCAGCAGCUGCAGCGGCUCUUGCUGGAUCGGAAGUCCCGCAAGGGUCCGAGUCCGAGGAUCGCCCAGAAGACGUUUUCCGUAAAUGCCCCGGAGAGGAUUAAUCCGGGCAAGGGGUGGGAUACGUUUACGCCGGAUGGCAGGGAUGAGGGGGGGCUCUGGCGGAGGUAAGGGGGUGGAUGGAUGUAUCUAUCUAUCUAUCUAGCUGAUAUCUAUCCAUGGUGGAUUUGAAUCCAUAGUCCCCCCUCGUGAAGGAAACGAAAUAUCGGCUUGCUUAGUUUAUAUAUAUAUACCCCUGUUCUAAUUACGAAUGAUAUCAAACC
Messenger RNA from Aspergillus heteromorphus CBS 117.55, 1200 nucleotides. RefSeq lists its product as uncharacterized. Lineage: Eukaryota; Fungi; Ascomycota; Eurotiomycetes; Eurotiales; Aspergillaceae. The record is from RefSeq and is a predicted model, not a curated record. The transcript has 3 exons. The coding region runs from base 293 to 1048 and encodes 251 amino acids.